AUGGCGCCGGCCGAUGACCAAGACAUCAACCUCCUCGUCCAGGAUGUCGUCGGUGCGUCUAGGAUCCCGCCAAAGGCCCGUCUGGCCGACAUCAAGCCGACCGUCGCACGGCUCGCCUCCCUCGCGUACGAGCGGGGCCUGCUGCCCGAUGCGCUGGCGCAGCUCGUCGACCUCAUCGCGGCGCCGAGCCUCCUCGACCAAGCCAGCCUCAAUGCGCUCGUGCGCAACCUGUACCCGCGGGACAAGGUGUCGCGCAACGUCGUCAUGCGCGUCGUGGCGGCGCUGGGGCAUGGCGCGCUCAAGCCGUCGCUGAACAUGCAGGCGGGCUUGCUGAGGUGGCUCAACAUGGUCUUCCAUGUGCUCGAGGACCGCAUUGUGUUGGCGAGGGCGUAUCCCGUCUUGUUCAACUUGCUCGACACGGCGGCCAUCAGGCCGCAGCUCACCCAACUUCUGGCCUUGGUCACGAGGCGAAGACAUGUCAGGCCGUUUAGGAUCCAGGCACUGCUCGCCUUGUCGAGGCAGACCGGAAAUGACCCUUGGCUCGUCGGGCUUCUCAGAGUCUUCAAGGACUACUACCCCGAAAUCAUCGUCGGCGAGGCUGUUCGUGGCAAAGCAUCGGCCUUCAAGCAUCCCGACAUUCAAUGGCGCGCGAGGCUUGACGAGAUUCAAGACACGCAUCUCCGUGACGCCGAGCAACGCUCCUCGUCGGGCCCUCGGCAGGGCUUCCGGGUCAAUAGACCAGUCAAUCGGUCCCUGAGGCACAGACUCGUCCCCACGGUUCAGACAAGCCAGGCGACAGAGGACUCUGUUACGUUGGAAGAAAUCGACAAUGUCACGAGCUUGGUGCAGAACCUCGAGAGGCUCGAGCUGCCGAACCAGCUCGUUGCCGUCCUGGCCGAUCCGCUCCUCCAGAAGCUCUUGGUGCUGCGGCCCGCGGCCGAGUCGCACCAGCGAGUUGCCAACUGGCUCGGCUCGGUGCUGCGGGACUUUUUGGACGGGGAUGUAGAUGAGGAGACGUUGUGGGAGGUGUUGGAGGUGACGCGUGACUAUGUCAUCCAAACCAAGACAUUUCCUCCGGCUCUGCUGGAAUUCUUUGCCCGGUUCCUCCAGCUGUGGAGCGGCUCUAGACGUCGAGACCUCGUCCUGGAUGUCCUCGGCCGCGCUCCUCUUCACGACUUUCAAGAGUUGUAUCAACACAUAUUUGGACCUCUCGAGACGGCGAUGCUAGACGACUCGCCCGCCUCACCGCUCGCCCUGCUCGACCUAUACACCAGACUCCUUCACCACUGGACAACCGCUCUCCAGUCCGCCGACGCCGUCCCUCCGCAUGCUAGCCAGGUCGUCGCGCAGCUCGUGCGCCACGUGAGCCGCCUCGCCCUCGGCGUGCUCCAGGCGGCACCCGGCGUGGCCACCGAGUCGGCCAUUCUCUCCUUUUACGAGCAGACAGUGCGGCUCGUGGCCGACGACGUGCUGAGGCAGUACAUUCGCAUCGAGCUGCCGCCGUCGGCGCUCGUCUACACGCUCCUCUUCAGCCCGUCGCUGGCCACCGUGUCGCGGCUGUGCCACGUGCUGGCCUGCUACAAGAGGGGCUUCGAGGUGGCCAUGUCGACAAAGGCGCGCCACGACGGCAGCGCGCGCAUCGACGCCCUCUCAUACGACCGCGCCUACGUCAACCGCUACAACGGCUUCAUCAUGGACAUGUGCAACUGCUUCUGGCGCACCCGCGCCUUCAGCGACACCGACACAAACGCCCGCGGCUGCAUGGUGCCGCGCGCCACCGUCUCGGCGCUCGAGGCCUACGUCGCCUCGGUCGACAGGGCCACGUCGCUGGCUUCCCUGCUCUCGCUGUCGCACGCGCCCGUCUUGUGCUUGCAGAGCAUCCGUCGCGUGCGCGAGAUGGAGGACGCGGCCAUGCGAGGGGACCGCCCCGCUCUCCGCGCCCGUCACGCAGGGCCCGUCACGCAGUCGAGCCUGGCCAAGCUCGCCGCCGCGGGCGGGAUCCGGCUCAGCUGGCAGGAAUACCGCAUCGACGUGCUGAGGUCCCUGAGCGACAAGGGCUUGCCGGGCGUCACGGAGCUGCUCAAGAACACCAUGACGGUGCUCAAGAACUCGAUGGAGGGCAAGGCGAGCACGCAGGGGGGCAGUUCACAGGCGCAGGCAUCUCAAUGA
Hirsutella rhossiliensis is the source of this 2169-nucleotide messenger RNA. Its product is annotated as mis6 domain-containing protein. The record is from RefSeq and is a predicted model, not a curated record. Lineage: Eukaryota; Fungi; Ascomycota; Sordariomycetes; Hypocreales; Ophiocordycipitaceae. Gene Ontology annotation, cellular component: cytosol; kinetochore; nuclear body. Bases 1 to 2169 code for a protein of 722 amino acids. The transcript is spliced from 8 exons.